CUUAUCCAUGUCCUAUUUUGAAGAGGAAACAAAACGAUUUUUCCCAGUGCAAACCUUGUGUAAUAUUCUAUUACAAUCUUGCCAGUAAUGCCAAGACUAAUUGUAAGUUCCCCGAUGUAAUAAAGAAUAAUGUAUUCCUGCCUCCUUUCUUUAGGAGUCAAAGCAGUCGUUGAUCUGUGUGCUGCGCCUGGAGGAUGGAGUCAAGUCCUGAGUCAGCAUUUAUGGCUCAAUGAGACAACUCAUCAACCAAAAGUGAAAAUUGUUUCUGUAGAUGUACAGGAGAUGGCGCCUCACCAAUUUUUGGAAAUAGUUCAAGGAGAUAUCACUAAGAUAAACACUGUGAAGCAGAUCUUAGAGAAGUUCAACGGGAAUCGUGUGGAUUGCGUAGUAUGUGAUGGUGCUCCAGAUGUGACUGGUAACAAUGACAUGGACCUUUGUCUUCAAGAACAUCUAUUGAGUGCUGCAUAUGCCAUCACUUGCUGUAUUUUAAAAGCGGGAGGAUCCUUUGUAGCAAAAAUUUUCAGAGGGAAAAACAACGCAGUCACUCUCAAUUUAUUACGCACCCAUUUUUCGAAAGUAUUGGUUGCCAAGCCUAGAUGCUCCCGUAAUUCAAGCAUAGAAGCAUUUGUCGUAUGCGCAGACUUCCAACCUCGCCUCAGUGAAGGUGCAUCAGUAGGUAGCUUUCCUUUGCGAGACUUAGAUAUGAAAUUUUAUUCAUCCUUGUCAGCUAGACAGAAGACUCCUUUUGUGGCAUGUGGGAAAGAGAUGUAUGAUUCAGACAGGACCUAUUCCAAACAGCUUGGUACAGAUGACUAUGUCAUUCGAAAUCCUGCACAGAGUCCAAUUUCACCACCAUAUGCCGAGUCAAUCAGGGUUUUGAGCAACAAAACUGUCUAUUUUUCUAUCACUCAUGGAAACAAAGGUGAUCAAGAAUCAGCAUGAGGAAGUGACCCCUUAGUUCCUCCAAGCUGAAGAAGUGGAGAUAUUUCUGACUAAAAUUCACUCUAAUGUGUCGCACGGAGUAAAAGCCAUCUAAAGUUACAAGAUGAUUCAGUCUAACAUGCUUAACAAAUAUGGAGAAAGCAGUCAGACUCACAAUCAGUGGUGUAGUAGUCAAGGAAACUUGCUGCCAACACUGAGGCCCCGGGUUCAAUCUGUGGAGGUGACAGAUGUGAAACGAGAGGAGCUGACGAACGGCUUAAGGCCUUUACAAGGGAAAAAGCCCCAGAGGGCAACCAAUAGGCUCUGGUGAGGUAAGGUAGCGAAAAUGAAAAGGCGCGCUUGAGGAGAACGAAAAGAGAAUUUAUUCACUCAACAUGCCGGCUGACAAACGCUACAAACAAGGAAACAGAUCCUUGAGAUCUGGAUGGAAACUAGAAAAAAGGAAACUCCAUCGGCGAAAGGAUAGAAAAGAUGGAAAAAUCGGGCAGAACCAAGAUCGUCGACCGGCCGAGAGCGGAGCGAAGCACUGUCUAAAGAAGAUAGCGUCGACUCAAUGAACGGAUCUGAACAGUUCGCCCAAUCAGCGUCACAAUAAACUUAAUGGGUUUCCCAGUUCUGCAAUAGGAAUGUUUGGUUCCCUUCAAAUAACGAAAGACAUGCUUCACCUGUUGCCAAUUGCGCAUUGUUGGGUUUUGGUUGAAUUGGCUGACCUUGGGUACCGUAAAAGUGAGGUCUGGUCGAGUGUUGUCGGAUAAAUAAAGAAGAGAACCUACUGCACUUCGAUAGAGGGAGGAGUCAAACUUUUCUGUUCCCGAUUGAUCACUUUUAGCCAUUGGUAAUGGCGUUGAAGAAGUUUUACACUGUUUCAUUGUUAUGGAGUCUCUCCAUGUUUUUUCGUAGUUCCCGCUAUUGGGAGGGAUGGGUGGAUACGCCAGCUGCCCUGAGCCGUUGCCAAUCGUGGGGUUUCCUCUGAUUGACCGCUGCUCUGGGUAGCUAGCAUUACCUAUUCAUUCUCAAUUUCUUGUGCGGAAGCCUUGCUCUGUUCGUUUAAGGGAGAAAACUUGUAUUUUUUACCUAAAAUGUGAGUAUUCUUGGAAAAGGGUGGCCCGCAGGCCACCCUAGUGUAUUCCUUUCUUUCUUGUGACAGCUGGUCGGUCGGUGAUGGGGAUUCUUUCAAUAUAACA
Bemisia tabaci is the source of this 2126-nucleotide messenger RNA. NCBI's taxonomy places the organism in Eukaryota, Metazoa, Arthropoda, Insecta, Hemiptera, Aleyrodidae. The record is from RefSeq and is a predicted model, not a curated record.